Rotaria sp. Silwood2 is the source of this 2550-nucleotide messenger RNA. The record is from the annotation of a GenBank genome assembly. Lineage: Eukaryota; Metazoa; Rotifera; Eurotatoria; Philodinida; Philodinidae.
AUGCAUACAAUUGAACAUUUAAAACGACUUAUUUUUAUUCUUAUUUUAUUUAUUAUUCAAAUAAAUAUGAUAUUAACUGAUAAUCAAGAAGAUAAUAAUCGUUUGGAAACAAUCUAUCGAUUAGAAAAUAGUCAUGUUAGUUUAACAUGUGAUUUAACGGAUGUUGCUUGGUGGAAACGACCAAAUAUAUUGGCAACAAGAUAUGGUAUUAUUUUACCAAAAUAUCGUUCAAAAAUGAUCUUAGAUAAACUUGAUGAUGGAACUACAACAAGUGGAAUACAAUUACAUGUAUUAAAUAUUCGACAUCUUCAAUCAGACGAUUCAGGAAUUUAUGAAUGUGAAACAUUAGGAGCUAUUCGACAAUUUAAUUUAACUGUAACAGUUCGUCUUACGACUGUUGAACUUGGUGCUCAACUGUUAUCAUCAUACGAUUCAACAAUAAGUCAUACAUCAAAUCAAACCGAUAAGAAUCUUUUACAUCAAUCAUCAUCAGCAACUCAUAUUCCUUUUAAUACAUUAUCAUCAAAUAGUGAGCAUAUACGUUUACGUGAAAAUCAAUUAAUACGCCUUACAUGUGUUGUAACACGUGCUUUGCCAGCUGCUUAUAUUCAUUUUCCAUUUGAUAUUGAAUACCGUGUCGAAAAAAAUUCUACGACAUUAAACGACGAUAAAACUUAUCGAACAAUAGUUAUUUUAAUUCUUCGUAUUAAUCGUCAUUUUCAUAAACGUAUAUUUCAUUGUGAAGCUAUUCAAUCAGAAACGAUCAAUGAUGAAAAACAGCAACAACAACAAAAUCGAAUACUUUCAAAAAAGCUUCAUAUUGAUGUGCUUUAUGGUCCAACAUGUUCUCAUAAAAUUCAAUAUGCACCACAGUUUUUUACUGGUAUUCAUCGUUCAAUAAAUUUAACUUGUUUUAUGAAUGAUGCUAAUCCAUCAAAAUUAAAUUUUACUUGGCUUUUACCAAAUGGUCAUACACAUUUAGGUUAUUAUAUAAAUACAACUUCAAGUUAUUUAACAAUUUUACCAAAACAUAGUGAAGAUUUUGGACAAGUUAUUUGUCGAGCACAAAACGAAUUAGGUUUAUUUGGUGAAUGUCAUAUUAAUAUGAUCAUGGGCGGUAUACCUGAUCCAAUUGAAUCAUGUCAUUAUACAUAUGUUAAUGCAACAUUAACAGUUAGUUGUGUAGCUGGAUUUCAUCAAGGUGAUGAAGAUUUUUUUUGUUAUAUGUCUAAACGACAAGAUAAUGGUAGUUUUUCUGAACAUGCACGAUUAAAAGGUAAUUGUGCAUUUAUUCUUCCUGAUCUUAAACCUGAACGACAUCAUGAUUUUCGUGUAUAUACAAAAAAUAAAUUUGGUGAUAAUUUCGAUAGAAGUUAUUCAAUUACAGUUGGAAAACCAAAAGCUGAAUCUCUUGCAGAAAAAACUCGAAUUUAUUUACCAUACAUGGCAAUAUGUGUCAUAGGUGCAUGCCUUAUUUCAUUAUUAAUUAUAUGUUGUUGUUGUCAUCAAAUACGUCGAUAUAUGUAUAAACGAAAAAUCAAAGGCAAUUUUGACAGUCUUACUUAUCAAAAUCAUAAUUCACAUUCAUAUGCAAAUUCUAAUGGCAAACAGUCUUUAGUACAUUUUAAACAGAAUGGCAAUGGAACAGCAUAUCCUGUCCGUCCUCAUCGUUCAAAAGAUUAUUUAAUAGGUACUGAUUCAUCAGCAUCAAAUCGUACUAAUCCUCCAUUACGAAGUAUAUAUUCAACAGAAGAUGAAUUAAUAUCAUCCAGAAGAAAUACAUUAAAAGAAACUGAUCUUGAUCAAUUACUUAGUUCAAGUAAUACGACAGGAUCAUCUGCAACAGCAACAAUUAAAUCUUUACCAUUAACUCGUAAUCGUCCAUUAUUUGCUGCAUUUAAUCCUCAACAACAACAAGAUGAAUCAAAUCCAUAUCCAUUAACAAUACAACGUCGUUCAAGUUUUCAAGCAGCAACAAAAUUAAAUAGUUUUGAUUUUUAUAAAUCUCAAGAACCAUUCUAUUUAAUUGAUAGACAAUCAAUGAAAAUGACUCAACGUAAUAAUUAUUCACCUGAACGUGAUUUACGUGAACGCGAACAUUAUCGUGAAAAACGUCGUGAAUAUUCUCCGAAUUCAAAAGAUGAAAAUUUAAUUGAUAUUAAUAGACAAAAUUUACUUGAUACAACACGUAGUCGAGAAAAUAGUUUUAUUGUUGAAAAUCGUAUGUUAACGAAAACAACAACAACAAUACCAAAAAUAACAGAAGAUCGUUUAAGUUUAAAUAGCUCAAGUAAUGAUCAACAAUGGCGUGAAAUGAAUGUUGUCGAUGAAAUUGAUUAUCAUGAUCGUUAUAGUGAUACAAAUGAUAAUGAACGACAAGAUUUAAAAGAAACAAGUGAAGAUAAUAAUCGUUUUCAUAUAAAUGAUGAUUAUCGAGAUCGACAAAGUUUAGAUCAAAUAUCAAUUGAUUAUCAACGUCAUGAUGAUGCAACAUUUGUUAAUUAUGAUCGCGAUAAUGAUCGAUAUCGUGAUGAUGGUAUUUUUGUGUGA